GCAACAACAGUUCACUGCUCUUAAGAGGAUAGUAGACUAUCUUGUCAAAGAUUACUGAGAUCUGCUGAUCAACUAGUUUGGAAGAAAUAUGAGAGUAGCUGUUGAACUUUUGCUGCUGUUACUGGGAGUCUCUCAGGGUUUGGCAGCUGACUGCGAUGGCAGAAUUAACAAAACACGAUGUAAUGUCACUGUGGGAGAAACUCUUUUUCUACGGCUGGCUAACAAUGCUUCAGAAAUACCCAAAUUUGACCUACAAAAGGGACAAUCAAUAUUAUUAAGAUGGAGGAUAAAUGCAACAGUGACUAAUCAAUUAAAAGACAGAUCUGAUUUUAUUUACAGUAAUGGAACAUUUAGGAUCAACAAAGUGAGGCCCAAAGACGGCGGUGAAUAUGAACUACAAAUCUUUGGCUCUGAUGGAAUCAAGAAAGAAACUCGUUAUCUUCAUUUAUCUGUUCAAGCAGGGGAAGAGUCAUUGAAAAUUGGAGUUAUUGCUGCAGUGGCUUGCUUUGCUUUUUGCCUAUUCAGUCUUAUGGCUAUUCAAGUACUGAGGAAAAAGCAGAAAGUCAAAGAGGAGGAAGAUCCGGAUCAUUUAACUUACGCUGAUAUCACAAUAGCCCAGGAGCCAGGGAAGAGGCAAGUGAAGCAAAAAUUGGAAGAAGAGGUGGAGUACGGGCAGAUCAAGUCUUCAGGCUGAUAUCAGCUAAUUACACCAGACUUCAGACAGUAAAGAGGACAGAUAGAAGAAAAUGAUGGAAGAUGUCUGAAUUUUUAAUUUUAAUUUAUUGUGAUCUUAUCUUAGAAAAAAAGCAACCCAUAGAAGUUAAAUAAUACUCCAUGUCUUUUCUCUGUGAUUAUAUUUGAUCAUGAAAAUGUUUAAUUUAUUUCUUUUAUUUUAGAAAUGUAAAACAUUACCUUGCAAAUCCUGAAAAAAUAAGUUUGAUUAAUAAGUAGAGAAGCUUCGUCUAUUCGUUAAUUCUUUAAAAAAUAAACUUUGGUCUGGCACAAACAGGAAAUUAGAGGCAGAUUUUUUAAACCAAUCAGGUUUUUAAAAAAUCUUCACAAUAGGGAGGUCUCUGGUUGAAAUACUCUUUACUUCCAACUGUAAAACUGCAUGCUAACAAAUACAUGAUCAUGCCAUUUCUUAAAAAGAGUAUCCAUUCACUUCAUCCAGAUGGGGUUAUGAUAUUAUAUUAAAUCCAAUAGGGAAUCAAAGGCAAUAGGGCCUUUUCCUAAGUUUGCCCUCCUUUGAGCAAUGGGAUGUCCAAUUAUUUUAUGGUUUACACAGACCACUGAAUUUUAUAUUAUGACUUUGAGAUUUUAUGACUGAUAUAAUAACUACAGCUUUUGUUUAUAAAUGUCUUUACAGCUAUUUUGUAGUACUUUGAGAUUCUAUUUGUAAAGUUUAUAUCAAUGAAAUGUUUA
This is a messenger RNA of Cyprinodon variegatus (sheepshead minnow), 1422 nucleotides long. RefSeq lists its product as uncharacterized. Lineage: Eukaryota; Metazoa; Chordata; Actinopteri; Cyprinodontiformes; Cyprinodontidae. The record is from RefSeq and is a predicted model, not a curated record. The transcript is spliced from 4 exons. The coding region runs from base 89 to 694 and encodes 201 amino acids.